ACAAACUUGACUUCUCUCAGACUGGAGGAAAGCAGCAGGAGGAUGGGCACGGGCGAGUUCGCGUGCGUGACGCUGCGCGGCGGCGCGCCCUGGGGAUUCAGACUCCACCAGAGCGCUCAAGACCCUCAACAUCCAAUCCAGGUGACUGAGAUAGAGGACGGUAGUCCCGCUUCCGUGGCUGGAUUGUGUGAGAAGGAUGAGCUAGUGUCAGUGAACGGAAAGCCUUGCUCUAACCUUAGUCUCUCAGACGCUCUUGAUCUCAUUGAGGCCUCAGCUGACUGUCUACAGCUGCUUGUCAAAAGAUGCUGUAGUCAACCUCAGGAGAGCUUUGAAAUGGUUAGUACAACUUUUCGCAUCCCUUCUCCAUCCAGGCCUCAUGAGCCACAGGAACUAAACACCUCUGAGUCCCAGGAUGAAGCAUAUUAUGGGGAAACAGACAGCGAUGGAGAGUGUCCGGUGGGGACUCAACUGGUCCGGACCCAACUUCAAAUACCUGCUGCUAGGAAUAAAAGUAGAGGCACCAAUGCCCAGGGUGGUGGAGACACCAGUUUGGAAGUAACCCCUGGAUCUGUGGUCGAAUUGCAGCUCUCGCUCUCCAAGACCACCCUGGAAGAGUCAGACUGUACUGCAUUAGGCAGUGCUUGUGGGGUUGUGGGAGACGUCUAUCAAAGAAAGACGGAUGAGAGUGUAAACUAUACCACCACCACCACAUUUACUCCAGGUAACCCCCACUAUAUACCCCGACAAGACCGGCAACCCCUUGGUCAGCGCGGUGUGCUGGUACCCCCUGCUUUGCCUGGACAGGUGGAGGUGACAGUGCAGCAGUCAUCUGGAAGCAGUUCAGAAAAGGAGGGGGUAGAGGCCAGUGAACGGUUGGAUUCUGGUGGGGAAGAAGGAGGGCACAUUGAAGAAGCUCCCACCUCCUCAUCUGUGUCCUUUGGACUUCCCUCAGAGGAGUGGGACUCUGAAGCAGAGAGGGAGGUCAACAAGCCCAACAAGCACCGGGCAAGGCACGCCAGGCUCCGGCGCAGUGAGAGCCUUUCAGAGAAGCAGGUGAAAGAGGCCAAGUCCAAAUGCAAGCGCAUUGCCCUCCUGCUGUCGGCUCCUGCCCCCAACCCUAAUAACAAGGGGGUGUUGAUGUUUAAGAAGCAUAGACAGAGGGCCAAGAAGUAUACUCUUGUAAGCUACGGUACUGGUGAGGACGAGCCAGAUUAUAAGGACGGCGAAGACGACGAAGAGGAGCACACUGUUGAGUUCACUGUUCUAGCCACAAGUGAAACAGAAAUUGAUGAGGAUUUCUUUACCAAUGCUACAGGUCAGAAAAGCAUUGUAAGCUUUGAUUGGGAUACUGGAUUACUUGAGAUAGAGCGCAAGCUUGACAACCAGGAGGGUAUGGAUGCACUACCUGAGACCAAGGGGAAAGGAGCCCUCAUGUUUGCCCAGCGCAAACAGCGCAUGGAUGAGAUAGUAGCAGAACAUGAAGAGAUGAGGCGUAAGGGGAUCCCUGUUGAAGCGGUGCCGGAGCCUGAGACACAUCAAACAUACCAACAGAUGGAAGAGCACACUUAUAUGCAAGCACAAGAGACCCAGAAUUACAUGGAUGUAAAUUUACACCACAGCAUUUCAGCACAAAAGCCGCAACAACAAUAUAAUCAGUACCAAGAACAGUACUAUCAACAACAGCAGCAGCAGCAGCAGUAUCAAGACUAUCAGCAGCAGCUACAAUACCAGCAACAGCAACAGCAACAUCAGUACCAACAACAGCAAGACUACCAGCAACAAAAAAUGUACCAACACAUGCAAUCAUACGAUCAGCAACAACAGUGCCAACAACAGCAAGUGCAACAGUAUUCACAUCAUAUGAAUGGCAUGUUUGAUCAGCAAAUGCAGAAUGAAAUGCAGCCAUUAGUCACAAACAGGAGUGCCAAACCAUUCUCAGUUCAGAAUAGAGUGCCUGCCCCAUUUUCCUCCCCACCAAGUGCAGAGAAUCAAGAACAGUCUGGGUAUUCAUUGGGACAAGGUGAACAGAUUGCUUCCCGUGAUGAGCGUAUAUCUGUUCCUGCUAUCAAGACUGGUAUCUUGCAAGAUACAAGGAGGAGGAGUGCCAAUAAACCUAUGUUCACUUUCAAGGAGUCUCCCAAGGUUUCACCUAAUCCUGCUCUGUUGAAUCUCCUGAACAGGAAUGACAAGAAGGCAGGUUUUGAGCCUUGUCCAGAAGAAGAUUAUUUAAGCUUAGGAGCUGAAGCCUGCAACUUUCUUCAGUCUCCUAAGAUGAAACACAAAGUUCCACCACCAGUAGCUCCUAAACCUAACAUUAACCCCGCUUCUCCCCCAUGGUCUAUUCAACAAGAAACUACUGAUCAACCUAUCCCACAGCAAACUGAAAACAGUGUCCUAACACCUGCAGAAGCUCCAGUUGCAGAGGCUGAUGCUGCUCCUGCCCCUGAAAUGGGAGCCCCAAUGUUGUCUGAAGAAGAGCCUACAUUGACCCCUGAAUCCCAUAAUGUUUCACACUGUCCUGAACAGCUUCCUCCAGACAAUGCCUGGAAACAACCAGAAUCUCAAAUGGAGCCGAACCAGCAACCAGAAACCUGGAAUGAGAGACAACCCCAGCCGCAAAUCAAUUCUGCUCAUCCUGUCGCACCACCUGUUACGCAGUCAGAACCUGUCAGAUCAUGGGAUCCAGCUCCAACCCAAGGUCAUCAGCAGAUUCCAGUAAGUACUUGGGGUCCAAAUGAGGUCCAAUUGCAAGCCCCAUCUCAAAACCAGUCUCAAACACAGCCACAGUGGAUGACGCAGUCUCCUCCAGAAGUACAAUUGCAAGUACCUUCUAAAACACAAUCCCAGCCUUCUUGGGUAACACAGCCUCAAACUUCACCCCAACCCAAACAUCAACCACAGCCUCAGCCCCAAAUCAGUUCUUGGGCACCAGGUCCAAAUCAAUCACCACCACAAGCUCCAUGGUCUCAGACGCAUGAGCCGGCACAACCAUCUAUCAGUGCUUGGCAACAAGAUCAAAAUCAAGCUCAGGAACAUCCAACCUGGACCCAACAACAACAGUUCCAACAAUCACAGUUAAUGCCACAUUGGGCAUCACCCACACAGCAACAGCCACAGCCUUCUUGGACUCAACCUCAGAGGGAGUCACAGCCCCAACCUCCUUGGGUCUCUCAGGCCAAGCAGCAAGAGCAAACACAGCCAUCUGCAAAUGCAUGGACUCAACCACAGAGUCCAAUUCAAGCACAGCCUUCGUGGGCUCAGCAGACUCAACCGCCACCACAGCCCACAGCACCAGUCCAGCAACCCAUGAAUCCUUGGCCACCAAUGCCAGCCCAGUCCCAACCACAUCCACAGUGGGGACAAGAACCUGCUUCUCAACAACAUCCUGAACAAGUAAUGAACUCUUGGACUCCUGCACAGAAUCAAAUUCAGCCUCCCUGGGCUCAGCCACUGCCACCGACUCAGCCUCAGGCACAUCCUCCAUGGGCACCAAAACCUCAACAGCAGGCAUCCCAGCCAGCUGUGAGCCAGUGGACACCACCCCAAUCUCAGUCUCAACCAGCAGUAAAAGCUUGGGCACCCCAACACCAGCAGAGUUCAGUUGGCAGCAUUGCCCAAAAUGAACCCCAGAAAUUGCCUCCCCAACCAAUCAAGCCAUGGAGUCCAUCUCAGACCUCUCAGCCCGCUCCUCCACGACGAAUGAACUCAUACACCACUGGGACAAAGGCACCGUCUCCUGUUCCAACAAGUAGUACUAUGUCACCCUCUGGUUUUGGUUCAGCAUUUGAGAUGCCAGCCUUGAGAGGGAAAGGAGCUGAACUGUUCGCCAAGAGGCAAUCCAGAAUGGAGAAGUACGUUGUGGAUUCUUCCACAGUGCAGUCGAAUAAGGCACUUAGGAGUUCAUCCUUGUCACCGGUCAGAUUUUCAGCAGCAGGCCUCAACCCCAGGUCGGUUUCAUCUUCUCCAUCAUCCAGACCUACAUCCCAAACCAUUUCUGUUCGGCCACCAUUGGGACAGACCUCCCGGACAGACAGGGGUCACAAGCCGCCCACCCCUUGGGAAGCUGCCUCACGCCACCCACUGGGGCUCGUGGAUGAAGCCUUUACAUUUCUGAACAUUCAGCAGUCGAUUGCCUCCAACCUGCGCUAUGCCGCUCAGAGUAAGCUCUUACCCGAGCCUCCGGCCGAGUGGAAGGCAAAGGUCGCGUAUGAACCUCCACCAAAAAACCAAAAAGACAGUUUAAGUCAAUCACCUUUGGCUUUUCUGUCCCCAACCAAGAGCACAGCGUCGGCACCAGCUGGUCCCGUCCCAUACGGGACACCCUUUAGACAGAGUCAACCCCAAAGGUCAAUGACAGAGGCUAAUCUUGGGCCUUCACAGGGUGAUCCGAAGGAAAUGGGGCCUCAUAAACUGAGACUCUAUAAAGCCAAAGAUAGCAGUGCUUGGAGACACUGAAGGAGAGCUGGGAAGCCUUUAUAUGUAAGUGAAAGUGAAAUGAAAUGGGAAUGAAUUUUGCUGGAAAGUGAGUAAAGUAUGAUUAUUAUGGCUACUAUUAAACAAAAAGCAUACAGAUAAGACACAGAAGUUGAUACUGCAGAAUGAGGGUCAAUAAAAGUCAGAAGACGAAUACGAGAAGUUGAAGAAGAGUUUAUGAAGAUUAUUUUACAUAAGUUUGGUUGACAGAGUGUUACAGCUUGCUUUUGAAAUUCACACUUACAACAAUCACUAAUACUGAUCUGUGAAUAUGCGUCCCCUUGUGAAAAAAGAGUACACUUUAGCAUACUUAUAAAACUUAUAUAAACUUUAACUUUAUGAUAAUUACUAUUGAAUGAACAUAGCUGUAAGCAGUGAUUAGGGUUCAAGGCAUUUAAGCAUAAAAGGAAAAAGACAUUACGUAUUAUUUAGCAAGGCUGUACCGACCUAAAUCAAUGAUUAAAAAAGCAUUUUAAGGUAACUUACCAUAGAAAUAUGAUGUCCUUUAACAUUUAUGACUGUCACAGCGCCAGCUGUGGUCCGAUCCCCUUAAAACUUUGCAUGCUUGUUUAGAAUCAUCUGUCAUAUAUGCUCAGUAGGUUUCGUGAAGUUUUGAGUUUUCCUUUAGGCUUUAUAGGAUUUUGGGUACAUUUAGACAGGCCCCUUUUUUGGAAAGUUAUAACAGUUCCGUUAUAGCUGAAAAUAUUGCCAGGCUCACGAUCGAAUCUGAGGCAUACAUUUUGUCUACCCAAAGAUUAUAAGACACUUGAGUCUGCAAUUGACGGUUUGGGAGUUAUGAGUGAUUUUGUACUUUUGUUCGCUCUGGCGCCCCCGUCAGGCCGAUUGGGGCAAGCCUUAGUCACAUUGUAGACAGUGUGAGUACUACCAUCCCUCCAAGUUUCACGUCUCUGUGACUUAAGGUUUGGUUUGCAUGAUAAGUUUUACACAGAGAUCGCAGAUCCAUGACCAUUCUAACAAUUACAAUAGGGUUUCAGCGCUACAUGCCUGAACCCCUAAAAAUGUAGUUAAAAUGUGGUUAGUUGAACUUGAAAGUGCUUUUUAGACCCAAAUAAGUAGGAUGUUCUUAAAAGUGUACUUAAGAAACACUGUCAUGAAAAUGCACUGUUUUUAAGUGCACUUAAGUGGCCUUUUAUUUUACUAAUAGUAUGUAAUCUGAAAGUUGAGACAUGCCCGAGUAGUGAAUCCGUAUUCAGACAGGCACGGAAAAUGAAGUCUAAUGAGUCAUUAAAGGGACAUGGUUAGCUGCUUGCUAGUGUUAACCUGUUACAUUAGAGUACAUUAAAUUUCACUUACCGCAUAAACAGAGUUAGGAGAGAUGACUGAUAGGACGAUGGUGAAUGAUUUGCAGAUCCUGAGCACCACUGACAAACAUCUUGUAAAAUGUAAGUAAUGCCACUCCAUAGUACACAGAGUAGGUGUAAUUGCGAAUUGGAAAGUGAAAGUAAAAAGUGAGCACACAUUCAAAAGGCGAUUAAAAUGCCCUGUGUAUUAAUAGCAGCUCCCUGACACUUGCUAUUUGUAUACAGUACCCACCUUAUUUUUUCCAUAAGAGUGGGCAUGGCCAUUUGUAAAUUUUAUGGGUGUGGCUUACGGACUUUUCCGUGCCCAGCUAUUUUUAGCUGUACAAAACAGCUGGUUUUGCUGCUUGAUAUUGCAAAUUGGUGUGUCUUACCAUAUUAUUUUAAUGUAUUAUCUUAAUUAUGAACACACUGGUUUGUAGUGCAAACUGUUUUGUCGUUUACUGCACGUUAUUCUUCUCGUUAUGUUCCUAUAGCGGCUAAUGAACCAGAAGUCUCACCCAUAGGCUUACUUUGGCUUUGAAGAAUAAGGCAGAUAAUUACCAAACAACAUAAUUGUGAGAGAAAGCACUGAAAUUUUUCUCCCAAAUAUAUUUUCAUUUUUAGGGGUUUUGUAGGACACGUCAUUUCCUCUCCGAACACGGUAUUCGGAUUUGGGCACAUCUGCAAGUACAGUUUUAAAAAAAUAUACUUUUAAGAUUUGAAGUACACUAAAAGUGCACAUUCAACACAAUGAAGUGCACUUCAUUUUCACAAGGGCCAUGCAUUCGGUUUUAAAGUGUUGCACUAAUGAAUGGGGUAAAGUGAUUAUGCAUGAUACUAAACACAUGCUAAAGAAAUAACAAACCAUUAUAGUUCUUCAUAGUAUGUCAUGUAAAUGCUAGUGUGAGACACAGUUCAGCGUAUUUAAUCACAAAUUAACUGCAAAUGUUAAAUUGCUGCAUUAAAAUAAUCUAAUAAUGAGGAUGUUUUGGUUGUUGUGAUGACAACUACAAUUAAUAUUAGUUGUUUGUUCUAAAAUUAGAGAGGGAAAAAAUUAAUUUUGUUUGUGUGCUUUAAAGCUAUUAGGCAGAAACUGUUGAAUCAGUAACAGCCGUACUUGUUACAUAAGCUUCACUUUAAAAGAUUAAAUCAUUCUUUAGUGACCCGGCCUGACGCUUCACCACACCAGAUUCACUCAACAAAUUUAAUCUCCGGUUUGCUGUUAAAUGCAUAAAUAAAUAAAUAAAUAAAAAACUGAACAUUCCUUAAGUAUUGUGCUGUGAAAGUUGUCACAAAUUACUUUUUUUUUUUUUUCAUAUGUGAAAUAUGUUUCAUAUGUGGCAAUGCAUGCUCUCAAUACACUUUAAAAAUGAUGUUUAUUUCUACUCUUUGAGUUGUCCAUACUUCUAUUUCUUUAUUCCAUGACUGAAUGUUUCUGUGAGAAGGAUGUCAGUUAGCUAAACUUUGACGUGUUUGAUUUAUAAAAUGUUGAUCAGGAUACAAAAAAUUUGUUAAGUGCAUCAGAGAGGAGUUCAGUAUUAAGUGACUUGUUUGAUUUAUACUUUCUACAGCUCCACUUUCUGUAUGUGACUGACAUAAACCAUGCUUUGCACCUGUAUUAAAGUAACAUGUUAUAAAGCUC
Labeo rohita (rohu) is the source of this 7416-nucleotide messenger RNA. Its product is annotated as synaptopodin-2. The record is from RefSeq and is a predicted model, not a curated record. Bases 43 to 4455 code for a protein of 1470 amino acids. The transcript is spliced from 5 exons. Gene Ontology annotation, cellular component: actin cytoskeleton; nucleus; Z disc. NCBI's taxonomy places the organism in Eukaryota, Metazoa, Chordata, Actinopteri, Cypriniformes, Cyprinidae. Gene Ontology annotation, molecular function: actin binding. Gene Ontology annotation, biological process: positive regulation of actin filament bundle assembly.